GCUCGUCCAAAUAUAGUCCAGCACUACAAUAAGUUAAUGGGUGGUGUGGACAUUUGCGACCAACAAAUGGAAGCGUACCGAACAUUUUUUAAAACCCGAAAAUGGACACUAAAGAAUGCCACCAAAGGCUAUACACGAUUUACUAAGUUUUCGGCUUGCGCUAGCGGAGCUUUGGUAGCAGAUCAAACUAAAACGAACGUGGAGUGGUGCUCUGGAUCAGAAUCAGGCGACGUUGAUUUAACUCCACCUUCUAAACGAUACCGUCCAGCAGACCAACCAUGCCCUGAAAAGCGGCUAGAUGGUAUCAAUCACUGGCCAGAAGAAUCUGACCUAAAAUCAGCCCGUAUGUGCCGUCGAAAAGAGUGUAAGUCUCGUACGCGCACGCGAUGCACCAAGUGCGAUGUAUAUUUAUGCUUAAAUAAGAAAAAGAAUUGUUUCACUAUUUAUCACACGAAAAAAUAA
Bactrocera tryoni is the source of this 462-nucleotide messenger RNA. RefSeq lists its product as uncharacterized. NCBI's taxonomy places the organism in Eukaryota, Metazoa, Arthropoda, Insecta, Diptera, Tephritidae. The transcript has 2 exons. The record is from RefSeq and is a predicted model, not a curated record. The coding region runs from base 37 to 462 and encodes 141 amino acids.